GUCAAGUGUUACGUUUGCGGCUGUGCAGGGGUUUAGCAGGAGGAAAGCGGAGAAGCAUCACACAUACGAAAAUAAAAUGUUUUAUAAUGGAAAAUUUUGUAUUUGAUUCCAAGUUAUGUGCUGAUCAAAUGUAUCUUAAUUAAGCCAAGUCAUCUCUUUCACUUUUGGAACGUUUGUAAAAUUAAUUGAAUCGACUCGGAAUUAAAAAUGGCACAAAAUUCGUCUGAUUCGACCAUGUCAGAUGAAGCUGCCCCGAUCCCAAACCUAGCUUUACGAGCCAUCAUUCGUCCAGCUUUGAAACAGGUCAGAACUGUAGACAAAGCCUCAGCAGAUCACCUCAUCUCCGCAUUUGAAGCAGCGGAAGAUGCUAUUCCUGGAAUAACUCAAGAAAUCCUUGAAGGAAUUUUGAGAUCAGAGGGAUUCACAAUGAAUAUAAGUGAGAUCUUGCUCAGAUGCUCAUCCGUGAACUCCAAAGAUUUUCAAAUAGAAAGGGAAGAGCUUGAGUUUGUAAAAUUGGGAGAAAAGGCCCAAGAAUUGAAAACAAUCUUAGGGAAAAUCCCUCUUGAAAUACAAGAUCGCUCAAAGUUUCUUCAGACAAUCAAGGACAUUGCAAGUGCAAUUAAAUUUUUAUUGGAUUCCGUAAAUGAGGUUUUAAAAACUUAUCAAGCUCAGGGUAAGAUGAGAGAAUACAGAAAGACUUUGGAACAAAACAAAAGAGAAUUUGUGAAAUAUUCAAAAAGUUUCAGUGACACUCUAAAACAGUAUUUCAAAGAUGGAAGGCAGGACAGUGUUUUUGUCAGUGCCAACAAGCUAAUCAACCAAACAAACAAUAUUUUGAUUGUCUUCAAGAUGGUGGGACGUGCUGUAUAAUUAUUGCACUUGUAUGUAAAUAAACAAUUUAGUGUAUAUAUGUCAACAUAUCCCUACUUUGAUAUGAAUGGCUAAUUUCUAAAAAUAUUUCUCCCAUCUUGCAAAUUAGCAAACAUCUAUCAUUGCCAGUAUUCUAUGUGUUUUUCCAUUGACCAUGAACCUGUGGAAACUAAAUUGUAUCAGGUUUUACAUACACUAUGAUCUUAAAUUACUGGCAUUGAAAUGAUAAUGAUUAAAAGUAAUUCAGUAUUUUCUUUUAUAUGAUAUUCCAGGUGAAAUCAUUUCACCACCCUGAACUAGCAUAAAACAUUACCAUACUAGAGUUAUUUUAGUCUAAAGAUUGUUAAGACGAGGUUGAAAAACCAUAAACUAAUAUUCAUCUCAAUUUUAUAAGCUGAAAAACCUUCUAAGACAGCAUUGUUUUAAGGCCCUUAGUGAACCUCUGCUGUUUAGUUUCUUGUUUCUGAUAAGUACAAGAAUGUUUAUAUUAUAGGCUGUUUAUAUUCAAUAUUUUUCAGUCAUAUUGCAAAACAUGAUGUAAUU
This is a messenger RNA of Rhopilema esculentum, 1413 nucleotides long. RefSeq names its product programmed cell death protein 10. Gene Ontology annotation, biological process: positive regulation of MAP kinase activity; regulation of Golgi organization. The record is from RefSeq and is a predicted model, not a curated record. Gene Ontology annotation, cellular component: FAR/SIP/STRIPAK complex. NCBI's taxonomy places the organism in Eukaryota, Metazoa, Cnidaria, Scyphozoa, Rhizostomeae, Rhizostomatidae. Gene Ontology annotation, molecular function: protein kinase binding.